AUGCGUUUCUUGAUCGCACUUUUAUGCUAUAGCGGCCAUGUGACUGCAACACUGCACCACUUAUUUGUGGGUGCCUUCAGCAGUCCCCAUCUUUAUGCUGUGGGAUUUGAUGAUCAGAGCUUGACCCUCACCCUUUUAAACAACAUUACGACCCAAGACAGUCAUUUCUGGAUUACUCUCGAUGUCUACCUGCUUGUGAAUAAGAACUAA
This is a messenger RNA of Penicillium vulpinum, 210 nucleotides long. RefSeq lists its product as uncharacterized. The transcript is spliced from 2 exons. Gene Ontology annotation, molecular function: protein binding. Lineage: Eukaryota; Fungi; Ascomycota; Eurotiomycetes; Eurotiales; Aspergillaceae. The record is from RefSeq and is a predicted model, not a curated record. Bases 1 to 210 code for a protein of 69 amino acids.